Messenger RNA from Panicum hallii, 911 nucleotides. Its product is annotated as probable WRKY transcription factor 62. Gene Ontology annotation, molecular function: sequence-specific DNA binding; DNA-binding transcription factor activity. Gene Ontology annotation, biological process: regulation of DNA-templated transcription. The transcript is spliced from 3 exons. The coding region runs from base 39 to 911 and encodes 290 amino acids. The record is from RefSeq and is a predicted model, not a curated record. NCBI's taxonomy places the organism in Eukaryota, Viridiplantae, Streptophyta, Magnoliopsida, Poales, Poaceae.
UCAGAUACAAGAGGAAAGCUAGCUAGAAAUUAGCAGAGAUGAAGCAGCACAAUAGCAGAUACCUUCCUCAAUCUUCACCGUCUGAUCACCCCUCUUUUGUCUCCGACCACCCGUCGGCGAUGAAGGAGAUUGCCAGGGGGCAGUCUCUGGUGACGCAGCUGAGGGCCAUCGUCCUUCCUGCGCUGCAGGCGGACCAACGCUACGAGCUUGUUGCCCAGAUGUUCCAGGACAUUCUGGAUUGCUCCAGCAAGGCCAUAACUGAGCUGCAGCUUCAGCAUCAGUCUGAUGCUCGACCUGAGGACGCACUGGUGGAUGACAAGAAGAGAGUGAGGAGGAUUUCUUCUGAUGACUGCAUCAAGGAGGAGGGUGCUACUGCUAACCCCCACCAUCAGCACAAGAGAAGGAGGUCUGAUGAUUCGGUGUCACUGGAAACGCCUGUUCCGCACUAUGAUGGCCGCCAAUGGAGAAAGUAUGGGCAAAAGCACAUCAACAAAGCUAAACAUCCAAGGAGCUACUACAGGUGCACCUACAGCAAGGAACAAGACUGCAAAGCAACAAAGACUGUGCAACAGCAAGACGAAAGCACAGGUACUGAUAAUCCCGUAAUGUACACGGUCGUCUACCACGGCCAACAUACUUGCAAGGACAACAAUGGCGUCGACUCAGGCACCGAUGAGUCAGAAACAAGCACCCUAAGCAGCAGUGACAGCCGAUCCAGCAUAUCGACCACCUGUACAGAUCCCUGUGACCAUCAGACAUCCCUAGGUGACAAUAAGCUGAUCGAAAAAUCUGCAGACUUGGUCACAAAGAGCAUGUACGAGCCAUUAGACAUGAACCCAUUUGCACCCUUGGAUUUGGACAGUUGGGAGUUGGAUGCACUCCUAAGAUUUCAUUUGGAGCCUGAUAAUUAA